UUACUCAGCCCAGGUGUUGGUGUAUGAUAAUGAGGUGUACCUGGUGCAGGAAGUCGGCGAUGAGCAGGAGCUGGAGACAGUUGGGGAGGCAGGUGCUGGGAAAUCGGAGUUAAUUUUCUGUAUCCUGUUACCAUUGUUGAUGCACAGUUCCUAUGUCAGCCAGAUCACUAAGGUUUCAUGUUAUUAGAAAAAAGAAAUUUUACCCGCUGUUGUACUCUUUACAUUCAGUUUGGACUAGGAUUUAUGACUCCAGUUUUGCUUCAGCUAACAGACUGAUAAUAGUUUCAGGUUACCACAAAGAGACACGCCAUUGUUCAAACAGCUGCAAAUAUUUACACUUAUACGUACUGGGCUGGUGCCACUGCCAGAAUUGUUGGUCAAACUGACAGCUUAACUAAAAAUGGCAGUUAAAGUUAGAAUUCACUCAUUCUUUGUUUUACUGCUCAACAGCUUUUUGUUCUGUAUUUGUAUUUAUGGUGUAGUACAGUGUGUAGACUGUGGUGCAUUUUUUCUAGUACUAAUCAUUGCCUUCAGUUUUCAGUUCAAUUUUUUGUGUAGCACCAAUUCACAACAGUUGUCUCAAGGGCACUUUACAUAAUUAGGUAUAGACAUUAUACUAUUAUAAUGUUUCUGUUUUCCAUUGGUACAUCUUGGCCUUCUGUGUCUCCUCACCCUUGAAAUAAAAUUGCCAUCUGGUGUAUUAUAGAUCUAGAGGAUUAGAGAAUGUGGACAGGGUACGAGUUCAAAUAACUCUGGAUCUAAAGUUCACACACUGGUUUCAUAUAUUCAGGCUUAGAACAUGUGUUGGUUUGUUGUGGUUGGGCUGAAAUGGGGAAUGUGUCUGAAUAUGUCAUAUGAUUCUAUUGCCAGCACCAAAUUGUCUGAUAAAGUCUGAGGGUUGCCACCUUUGUAUCCACACACUGCCACCUUGUGGAGUUUUUUGGACAGCUGCUUUUUUAUGAACAGUUGAGGUGUCCAGUGUUAUCUCAGUAAUCUCUAAUUAAUCCCUUAUUAAAAUGGUAAUUAGUGUCUAAUCCAGUGCCGUGUUCGUAAGUAUGAAACAGACUGAAAGAUCGAGGCAGUAUAAUAUUGAACUUAGCUUUCCCUAAGCUUUAUUUGUGCAUAAAUCAAAAUCUGACGUUUCAGCAAGCAGGACAGGAAGUUGUCAUAAUUACCAAGAAAUGAUUUAGUACUACAUAAAUUUGCACAUUUUGUCUGCUUGGAUGUCAGAAAUUUUGAAGAAGAGUAUUUAAUUGUGUAUUUUAUGUUUAGCUUGACUCUACAAGUGGUUCAUUUUUUGGAAUUACUGUAAAUGUGAUUGUACUGGGUAGCUGAGAAAAAAGGUGUUCGUAAUGGUCCACUAUAAAUACAUACAGUAAUUGCUAUAUUUUAAUGUAAUCCUGUUGUUUGUUUAAUCUUAUAAAAACAAAGUUAUUGAUAUCUAAAAAAAAAAUCACAGGAAAAAAGUUUGCAUUUCCACUGGUGUGUUUAUUGCACAUCAGUAGGAAACAAUCCUGUAGAGCUGUCAACCCAAAUGUAAGAGUGAGUGUAGGUCGUGUUUUGACACAGUUUGCAUUUUAGUAUUCCAUUACUUUUUGUCUAAUAUUUUGCAUAAUCCACACAGGCUAUUUGCUUUCUAAAAAAGAAGCAGUCUGAGUUAUGGAAUUGAUAAUGAGCUAUGCUGUAACUGAUAUGUAUCUGUUGCAGUGCAUUUGACUUGUAUAAAAAAAGGCAACAAAACACAUGAUGUGAAGUAAUCCAAAUCCAUAGUUUAGAGCAACAAAUUCAUUACAGUCACUGCAAAACAUUUUUUCUUCAUUGUUGUGAGCGGAAGUAGUUUUGAUGUACGCUUGUUUACAAGUUUUAACGGGCAAUUCGUUGUGCAGACUGGAGCUUUGUUGUGUAACAGAUGUAUUUGUCCACUGACUUCAGAAAAGCAGUCAAUACCGUACAGCAUUUUGUGACGUACUCGCAACGCAAGAGGGCGAAGGAAGGAUUUCCUGUGUUGGCAGCGGAGGGAUACUUCUCUGACGCCGUAAUACAUCUCGUUGAAUUCGAUGAGAUUUCCCAUUAGCGGCGGAGUGAUCUGAGGUUGUAGCUUCCCGUACAAUUCAGUGAGAAGUCAAUGUGAAUCUGCAGCAAGUGAAAACAUGGCGACUUCACAGCAUGAGGGGCACGCAAAUCAGCUCGACCUACUCAUCAGGGCCGUGGAGGCUUCUGUUCACGGCAGUGUUCACUGCUCUGACAAGACCAUAGAGGCCGCAGAAGCUUUGCUACACAUGGAUUCACCUUCCAGCCUCAGAGAGGAGCGCAGCCCAGAAGCUUUUAUCCCACCAUGCAUAGCAACACCAGACUUCCUGCAUGCUGCCAUGCGUCCAGACAUGAUUACAGAGACAGAGGUGGAGAUAUCAACAGAGGACUGCUGCGAGGAGGAAGAGGAGGAGAUGGUCACCCUGCUGGAAGAGCCAGAGCCUGACAAUGAGCCCGUCAGGAAGAGGAGAGCUGGACGGAAGUCAAAGACACAUCAGUCAGCUAUUUCCAAUAGCUCACCGGACCUCUCCAUCAAGAAGAAACCAAGAGAAGGAAAAGCAGGGAGCACCACCUAUCUUUGGGAGUUCCUGUUGGACCUCCUUCAGGACAAGAACACCUGUCCCAGGUACAUCAAGUGGACACAGAGGGAGAAGGGCAUCUUUAAAUUGGUUGACUCAAAGGCUGUGUCAAAGCUGUGGGGCAAGCACAAGAACAAGCCAGACAUGAACUACGAGACCAUGGGACGGGCACUCCGGUAUUACUACCAGCGUGGCAUUCUUGCUAAGGUAGAGGGCCAGCGGCUGGUCUACCAGUUUAAAGAAAUGCCCAAAAACAUUGUCAUCAUUGACGAUGACAAGGCAGACAUGCUUGCCCCUGAUGACAUGAUGGGCUCAGACACUGCUGCAUCAUAUGAGCGUGUGCCACCGCCAUCAGACAUGCUGCUCCAGGUGGCCGAGCUGUCGUCAUCCAAGAAGCCUAACAUCCUGCGGGGCGCUAACAAAGCCAGCAUGGUCCAAACUCCUGUUGCUACAGGCAGCAAGACAGUAGCAGGAGGUGGUGCAGCAGGGGUUCCACGGAUAAUGACUGUUUCAGCAGCAACAGAUGGGAGUCAUACCCAGCAGUCUCACACAGCUGUCAUCCCAACUGCUACUGGGCCCAGGACAGUGCGGGUGGCUAUGCAGGUGCCUGUCGUCAUGACAACAUCGCUGGGUCAGAAGAUCUCUACAGUGGCUAUGCAGCAGCCAGAAGGAACAACAGGGGCAACCCGCCACACCACCCUCCUCACCAGCACUUCUGCUCUUGGUGCUGCUGCCCCUAAUGCCAACUCGCAACAGAAAGUUGUGAUCCAGGCCAUCCCUACCAUGGUCCCAGCCACAGCGGAGAAUGGAGAGAAGAUCACUGUCCAACUGGCCAAGAUCAUCACAAUCCCAGCCCAUCAGUUAGCUCAGUGUCAGCUCCAGACCUCCACAGGCACUAAUAAGCCCAGUGUUGGGGCCUCCCCAGCAGGCAUCAGCCUCCUUGGGAGUCCCCUGACGGUCCGGGCCCUGGCACCUGUUAACGUUGGCCCGGGAACACCGGUGAUGAGACUCACUGUGCCAACACAGACACAACAACAGACUGUUGUGGUGUCACAGCCGGGGAGUUUUGGAAGUGGGGCAGGGGCGAUAACGGCAUCAACAGCCAGUCAGUCGGUGGCAGCACAGCCUCAUAUCAUUAGCGGUGUCAUUAACGGUUCAGAGCUUGUGAUUGGAGUGCCGGCAACCGGAGGAGUCGCAGUGGAGAAGCUGAAGGCUGGUGCAAUCCAGAUGCAGGCUGUGCAGGUGCCAGUGACGGUGGCAGUCCACCCGAACCAGGUGAACCUCAAAACUAUCCAGAGCAUCAAGUCAGAGACUGUGGAUGCUGAGGUGGUUCUCAAACUAGAAACACCUGAUGUGAUAAAGACAGAAGAGCCUGAGUGCUGAAACACACACAUCUACCAAUACCUGUCUUCUCAUUCUCUGCCAGCGAGUGUUAGUUUGUACGCCUGAAGUUGUUUUUACUCAUGUAAUAACCAGCAGCAGUCUGUCAGACUUUAAAGACUCCUGAAGGCCUCUCCACAUUGUUCCUGUUGCUGCCUAGAACUUCACUGAACUAAGCUGGGCUCCCUCAGAACCACACUGAAACCUCUACAGGUGUUUGUGUACAGAUCCCUGCAACAUAGUAAUACACAGACUUGAAAAGGACUUGCUGGGAAAGGUAAAGGGACCAACCUUAAUCACUACAAUGUAUGCCUUCCAAACGGAUUGCUAUCACUGACUCGAAUUAGGGAAAUCCUUGAAAAGAUAAAAAGCUGAACACUACAAAAUGAGGCAAAUAAUUACAACCAACCAAAAAGUGUGUUUGGGGGGGGGGGUAUUGAAGCUUUGCAGGGUGCAUUUGUUUGCCUCUACAGAUGUUAAAACCAGCAACUUUCCCUUUUUUUUAAAACUAUCACUGUGCAGAUCAAGUGUGGGUGGUGCUAUGGAGAGAGAGAGGGAGAGAAAGAAAGAAAGUGGAGCUGAAAGAUGUCAGGAAAUGGUCAUGUAUGUACAUACAUAUAUAUAUACUAUACAGUUUAUGGAGCUAAAGUAACAGGUCAUCCAUAGAUUUUUAAUUUUCUUUUUCAUAUGUUGUCUGAAUGGUAAGAUGAAUAUUGUUUUUUGUUUUGAUACCCUGUACCAAGCACAGUAUUACUGAAAGUAGGAGGAACUAAUAAUUGUAUUAUUAGUUCCUACACAUGUAGACCAGUGGCCAGAUUGCUUCUAUUGUGUCCUCCAGGCAGAAAACAAAAAGGUCCUGGCUAUUUCUCAAUCUUAUAUUUUUUGGACAGUUUGCAUGGACAUGCAAAGAAUUAUAUGAGUUAGAGCUGACGCAUGCUGCCAAGUCUUGGGGGG
This is a messenger RNA of Monopterus albus (swamp eel), 4943 nucleotides long. It is a transcript of the gene elf2b, whose product is annotated as E74-like factor 2b (ets domain transcription factor). Gene Ontology annotation, cellular component: nucleus. Gene Ontology annotation, biological process: regulation of transcription by RNA polymerase II; cell differentiation. Bases 2151 to 3992 code for a protein of 613 amino acids. The transcript is spliced from 9 exons. Gene Ontology annotation, molecular function: sequence-specific DNA binding; DNA-binding transcription factor activity, RNA polymerase II-specific. NCBI's taxonomy places the organism in Eukaryota, Metazoa, Chordata, Actinopteri, Synbranchiformes, Synbranchidae. The record is from RefSeq and is a predicted model, not a curated record.